AUGAGUUCUCCUGACGCAAUUCAUCAAAUAUAUCAAAAUGGAUACCAGAAACAACUACUCCAAGACAAAGAAAACCUGAUCAUUGAAGAAGCUCGCAAAUUAAAGGCAACUCACCUUUCUUUCUUAUUGACUCUGACUAAAAUUACGUUUCCACCUGAUGAAGUACUCAGAAUUUUAAUGGAAGUAGUUAAAACAGUUUCACCUGACCUCGUUUUAUACAAAAAAUGCGCUACAAUUUUUCAAGAACUUGCACCUCAAUUAGAUAUCGAGCAAAUCGUCGAAAAAUUCCCGAAUGAAGAUCAAGUGACACGAGGCCUCAUAAUUGGGAUUAUUCCCAUUCCUGUUGAUCCACAAUACAUCAGAUUUGUUUUUCAAGCAGCCACUUCUCAGUUUGUUAUCAACAGAAUUGCAUUUCUUAAAUAUAUCGAAAGAUGCAUUGAUACACAAAUACCACCCGAUUAUACUAGAUUAUUUUGUGGAGUUUUAGAAUCGCUAAGUAAUGAUCAAAGUCCUUACGUCAGAGCUGCUUGGGUGAAGCCAGCUUUGUAUUUUCUUAAAGACAAUCCUCAUAUUAAGGGUUUUAUUAAGAGAAUGACCGAUCCAAGUGAAGCUGUUGAAGUUAGAAUUUCGAUGGCCCUUAAUUUCAAGGCUGUUUAUGAACUUUCUUCUGUAUCUGCAUUAAGAUUACUAAUAUCAACUGAACCUCGUGUUAUUGUUGCGUUUUUACCACAUAUUGAACAAUAUAAUUUUACAUAUGAACAAUUAAGACCUAUUUACGAAUGUGUGGAUACAACGGUUCGUGUCUUCAUCGUUAGAUACCUCGGAUUCAAGAAGAAAGAAUUAAUUGACGAAUAUAUCUUAUCUGAGUCAAAUGAAGUCAUAAAUGAAACUACGAAAUGGCUUGGAAAGCAUCCUGAAUAUGCAAGCUAUAUCAUUAAAUUGAUAGAUAUAACUAAAUCAAAGGAAAAAACUGAUCUGCUCAUUUGGAGAACAAAUUACGAACUUUUAAGUAUCCCUAAAGAGACAAUAUUAGCUGUAGGACCACCAAUGUACGAAUUAGCCGAACAAUGCGUUUUCCGUCACCCACAAAUCUUAAUGAAGAAAGCUUGCGAAGUAAUCAUGAUCUUUUCGGAGGAUUCAGUCGAUUACAUUAAACGUAAGUUCGAAAUCGUCCGAAAACUCAAGUCAAUGAACACAAAUUAUGCAAACAUCGGAGUUUCCAUUUUAGAUCCAGAAAAUAACUGA
Messenger RNA from Trichomonas vaginalis G3, 1245 nucleotides. Its product is annotated as armadillo (ARM) repeat-containing protein family. The record is from RefSeq and is a predicted model, not a curated record. The transcript has a single exon. The coding region runs from base 1 to 1245 and encodes 414 amino acids. Lineage: Eukaryota; Parabasalia; Trichomonadida; Trichomonadidae.